Molecule: messenger RNA, 1246 nt
Organism: Prosopis cineraria
Lineage: Eukaryota; Viridiplantae; Streptophyta; Magnoliopsida; Fabales; Fabaceae
Product: protein FEZ
Exons: 3
Coding region: 1-939 (312 amino acids)
Biological process (GO): regulation of DNA-templated transcription
Molecular function (GO): DNA binding
Source: RefSeq, a predicted model, not a curated record
AUGGAGGAGAAGAUUCACGAAAUUGAUAGUUUUGAUGAUGUUCUGCUGCCUGGUUUUCGGUUCCAUCCGACGGAUGAGGAGCUUGUUGACUUUUACCUCAAGAAAAAAAUACAGCAGAAGACCCUGGCUGUUGAGAUCAUUAAGCAAGUGGACAUUUACAAGUACGACCCAUGGGAUCUUCCAAAGAUGGCAAGCAGUACCGGGGAGAAAGAGUUGUACUUCUACUGUCAAAGGGACCGAAAAUACAGAAACAGCGUCCGGCCAAAUCGGGUGACCAGGGCCGGGUUCUGGAAGGCCACAGGAACUGACCGCCCUAUAUACUCCUCCAAGGGAAAGUGCAUCGGUUUAAAGAAGUCCCUCGUGUUCUACAGAGGCAGAGCCGCCAGAGGCAUCAAAACUGAGUGGAUGAUGCACGAGUUUCGCCUUCCUUCUCUUUCUCAAGCUACUGUUCCCAAAACCCUCUCUCCAACUGAGUCGUGGGCAAUUUGUAGGAUAUUCACGAAAACCAACUCACACAAGCCUUCAUCUCAUUCGUACCCCUGGACCACUCCGUUCCCUGAAAGCAUGCCUCAGGGUGGUGGUGCCGCAGCCUCCUGCAAUCACUUCAGUCCAGAAAAUCUGUCUUGCACGAGAGAAACUGUCUCCGGGGGGAAUUUCUCAGCUUCAGAUGUUCCCUAUGACGCCCGACUCGGUGUUUUGAACGGUGACCUCGGUGACAGCUUCAAGUUCUCCGAGCCGGCAGCAUCAGGCUGCAUGCUUUUGAACCCGGACAGCGAAGGACUUGAAGGGGCUCACCAGCAGUUUAGUGGCUUAUCAAUGAGCGUACCUCAGGAUAUGCGAGUGAAUAUGAACAGAGAAACAGGGUUUCCCAUGACCGUGUCUGCUUCUAGUGAUGCUUGGAAGUCUCCUCUGCUAUGGGACUUCCCCUUGUUCGACUGACAUGGGCACUGAUAAUUGCUACACGAAAGAUUUGGGCUUAUUAUUUCUGGUAAAAUCAGGGGAUUAAUGCUGCUCAGUUUACAAUUGAAGUGUACAGGUUAGGUGCAAUUGUCUUCUCUCUCCUGUUACAUAAAUAUCAUGUUCCUAAACGCUGGACCCGGCCAAGCAAGCACAGAGGAAGUAGUUCGCAUGUACAUCGAUAGGAUGGUGAGUGCUUCACAGUUAUGCAUUUUUAAUUGGAUAUGUUCAAAUCAAUUGGUGUGAUAUAAUUCAUGAACAGUUCGUUAGAAGUUAUAUUGUUGAGCAC